This is a messenger RNA of Closterium sp. Naga37s-1, 1557 nucleotides long. The record is from the annotation of a GenBank genome assembly. NCBI's taxonomy places the organism in Eukaryota, Viridiplantae, Streptophyta, Zygnematophyceae, Desmidiales, Closteriaceae.
AUGGCAGUGGAUUCGCGAUUAAUCACCGCACACGGCGCCACGGAGCAUUCAGCGGAGCCCGCGUUGCUCCCCACAACCUCCACGUUCUUCUCUUCCAACAAAUCCGCCGAUUCCUCCUCUUCGCCUUCCACCUCUUCGUAUUCCUCGAACGGCAGCACUGCCAAGGCCUAUCAAGAGGUCCCUAUCUACCGCGCGACGGACGCGGCGCCACUGCCCGAAGCGCCCUCUCCGUCCUUUAGUCCGUUUCGCACCGCGCCGUACAGCGACCGCUUUAUUCCCAGCCGCUCGUCGUCGCUCGCCUUCUCUUUCCCGCUCCUCGACCGCCCCGGCGACCCUCCGCAAACGUCGCACGGUUUCGGCGCGGGCCCCGAGGGGCGGGAGGACAGCGCAGCGGCGUACUCGCUGCUGCUCAAGUCGCAACUGCUCGGCGGGCAGCUUUCCGCGCCGCCUGCGCUAGGAUCGAGCGGCGCCGCGGAUCACGGCGGGUUGAGCGGGCUGGACUCGCCGCUGUCGCUGUCGCCCAUAGGGUUGGACGCCGCCUUGUGCGGGCUGCCGUUCAGCCCCAAAAAGGCGCCGCGAAAAAUUGCAAGAUCGCCGUUCAAGGUCCUCGACGCGCCGGCGCUACAGGACGACUUUUAUCUGAACCUGGUCGACUGGUCGUCCACCAACGUGCUCGCCGUGGGGCUCGGCUCGUGCGUCUACCUCUGGAGCGCCGCUAGCAGCAAGGUGACGAAGCUGGUGGACGUGGGCCCCAGCGACGCUGUGUGCUCUGUCAGCUGGACGCAGCGCGGCACGCUGCUGGCCGUCGGGACCAACAACGGUCACGUGCAGGUGUGGGACGUGGUGAAGGGGCGUCGGGUGCGGUCCAUGGGCGGGCACAGGGUGCGAGUGGGAGCCAUGGCGUGGGCGGCGAACGUGCUCGCCACAGGCAGCCGCGACCGCAGCGUGCUGCAGCGGGACGUGCGCGCCCCGGUGGACUUUGUAGCUCGGUUGACGGCGCACAGGAGCGAAGUGUGCGGGCUCAAGUGGUCGCCUGAUGACAGGGAAUUGGCGUCUGGGGGCAAUGAUAACCAGCUACUGAUCUGGAGCGUGCUGACCUCACAACAGCCAGUGGUGCGAUUCACACAGCACCAGGCGGCAGUGAAGGCCAUCGCCUGGUCGCCCCACCAGCACGGCCUGCUGGCUUCAGGAGGCGGCACGGCAGACCGCUGCAUUCGCUUCUGGAACACUGCCACUGCCACGCCUCUUUCCUGGGUCGACACUGGUAGCCAGGUGUGCAACCUCCUCUGGUCACGCAAUGCCAACGAGCUGGCAAGCACACACGGCUACUCGCAGAACCAAGUCGUAGUCUGGAAAUACCCCUCCAUGGCCAAGUUGGCCACCCUAACCGGCCACACCAUGCGGGUGCUCUUCCUUGCUGUGUCGCCGGAUGGCCUGACCAUUGUCACGGGAGCUGGCGACGAGACCCUUAGAUUCUGGAACGUCUUUCCGGGAACCAAGUCCCAGGGCCCCCAAAGCUCAUCCAUGCUCGCGUCAGAGCGAAGCCACAUCCGCUGA